Columba livia (rock pigeon) is the source of this 3407-nucleotide messenger RNA. It is a transcript of the gene C9H2orf72, whose product is annotated as chromosome 9 C2orf72 homolog. The transcript has 3 exons. The record is from RefSeq and is a predicted model, not a curated record. Lineage: Eukaryota; Metazoa; Chordata; Aves; Columbiformes; Columbidae. Bases 74 to 805 code for a protein of 243 amino acids.
GCGGGGCAGGGGGCGGUGCGGAGGGCCGGGGGCGGUGCGCGGUGCCGGGCAGGGUGCGCGGCGGCGGCGGGGGAUGGCGGCGGCGGAGCUGCAGGAGCUGUGUGCGCUGGUGGAGCGGGUGGGCGGCCGGCCGGCCGUGCUGCUGGUGGCCGAGGUGGCGGAGGGGGCCCCGGCGGCGGCCACGCUGGCCGCCUUCGCCCGCGACCUCCUGGGCGACGAGGCGCCCCCGGGGCCGGGGCCGGCGUGCCGGUCCCGGCGGCGGGUCGGCGGCGGGCAGCGGGCGCUGGCAGCGCGGCUGCUGCUGGUGCUGUGCCGCGGAGGGGCGGCGCGGAGCCGCGGGGCCCGGGCUCGCCUGCGGGAGGUGGUGCGGGACGUGCGCGACCGCCUCCCCCCGGCACCGCCGCCCGCCGUGGUCGGCGUCCUCCUGGCCGGCGGGGAUGCGGAGGACGCGGCGGUGCUGGACGCUGCGCUGCGCCGGCACUUCCCGGCGGCCGGCACGGUGCAGGCGGCCCGGUACAGCCCCGGCAGCCCCGCCGCCCUGCGCGACUGCCGCGCCGCCGCCUGCCGCGCACUGCGGGCCGCCCUGCAGCACCCCGCAGACGUGAAAGACAGAGAGAGGUGGAGGCUCCCAUCCUUCCUGCGGUGCAUUCCUUGGAGCCAGAGGAGCCGGGGAAAAAGUUAUGAAGCAAAAGCUGCAAACCACAUUAAUGCAGAUGACCUGCAGGACCCUGAGGAAGAAAUGGCUCUGACCAGCCUGUCCCCCAAUGGAAACUACGAAGAAGCUGCUGGAGGUGCAGGCACCUAGAGCUGCUGGGCGCCCAGCACGGUCCGUGUCCCGGAUCUGGCCGGUGGAUUUGGAGCAGUGGGAGGAGGAGCUGGUGCGUGUCCACUCACCCUCUCCUCUGAGGACCCACCGCUCUGGGGAGAAGCUGCUCGGCUUAGCUCACCAGGGUCUUCUGUAGCUGCCGAGAGCCUCUGAGGUCCAUGUCAGAGAACCAUCCCCUGCUGCACCCUGCUGCACUGUGCUGCACCCUGCUGCUCUCUGCUGCCCGGAGUGCCAGGAGCUGCUGCUGGACACCAGGUUUCUAAGUAGCCCUUUGGGGAUGUAUCCCAGAUCCUGGGUGAGAUGGCAUGGGGACUUGGAGCAUGAAAUGCAGCCACCUGCCUGAAGAAAGAGCUUUCUAAUUCUGAGCAGAGUUCCGUGCUGAGAUUGCCAGGGUUGGCCUCCCUGGCAAACAGACUGUGCUGCCUUGUUUUCCUGCUUUGUUGCUGCUUUAAGUUCCCACCCUCUCUGGUCAGGAAAAAAAAAAGACAAAUAACAUGGUGGCAUUGAGACUGCAAUGGGACUAAAUAUGAGGUCUUGUAUCUACCAGCUGCUGAAAAGUCUUGAAUGUAACUGUGUGACGUGAAGAAUGCAGUAACAGCCUACUGUGGGUAGCAAGAAUAACACUGAAGAUCCUGACAGUAACGGUAGCUGGAGCAGAGUGUGGUUUGGGAGCAGGAUCCAUUCCUCUGGCUUGUCCUGGUGCUCACAGACUGAUGGGCUGGAGGGGGUGGCAGAUGGACUCAGUGGCUGGUGGUAAAUGGGGUUAUGGAGAGACCCAUCUUACCUGGGACAUCUCCACAGCCAUGUGGUGGCAGGUCUUGGAGGUGGCCUGCAGUACAACAAGAUGGGACUGCUUCAUAAAUAAAUUUAAAAUAAGCUAUUUAAGUAGUUCCAAAGGGCUGACUGUAGCCUGUGGGGCAACACAAUUAAUUACAAAUCUUUGGUUUAUGAGGACUGUUUCUAUAAUGCUAAUAAGACCUUUUUUUAUUCUUACUUUAAUGCAACAUAAAACAGAUCUUGUUUUAUUUUCAGCACAAACGGCUGAGUUUUGUUUGGGGCUCACUGUCCUUCUGGAGUUUCAUCUGGCUCAGAGCAGAAACUUCAACCCAUCAUGUCCUGCCUGCUUCUCUGGGUUAGCUGCUGAAUGGUGUCAGUAUGUCCUCCACGCAUGUCUGUCCUCUCUCUGGCUCCUUUUAUCCCAGUGGCAGCUGAAGUGUCUGAAGCGUCUCUCCCAGCCGUGUGCCUUCACCAGCUCUCCAGCUCUUACCUGGAGCAAGGGAUGGUUUUUUACCCACUCUGCUCAUUACAAUGAUCAUCAACAUUUUUCAACAAUUUUUCCAUGCCUCAGUUUCCCCACCAGUAGGAUGGGGACAGGAACACCUACCUACCUCACAGCGGGGUUAUGAUGGUGAUGCUGGAGUGGAGCGUAGCAGCUCUUGGGAUCAGAGUUGGUCCCUAUAGUGAUGGUGCUGCUUUGCCCUUUUGGCUGGGAGAGAGCAACUGAGGUUGUCUGGGGCGCGCUGGUGGGGUCAGGUGGGAGAAAGGGUGAGCGUUGCCCAGUGUGCUCAGCAAAUCCGUGUUAUCAUGCUGCUGGUUUCAAUGUGUUGGGAUAGUUAGGCCCAGCCUACGUAGGAAAGCUUUGCCUGAAAUACAGCCCUAAGGUGCUGAAGCUGCCCCAUAGGUGGUGAGAGGGAGAGGGUAGGUGGCUGCUAAGUCUCUGCAAGCAGCGUUUGGGGAAUUGCAUGUCACACCUCGUCACAGCAGAAACACUUUCCUGUGUGGGUGUGGGCUGGGGAGAAGGAAUCUAGAAGGCAGCUGACAUUAACAGAGCAUGUUGCUCUGCAGAGAGGGCACUGAACCCACUCGCCUUCCAGCCUGCAGGAUUUCUGUAGCUUUUCUUUGCUUGUGACCAGGUGGAAAAUACAAAAUAUAACUACUUGCUGUGGGUGGCCGUAUUCAUGACCCGGGGCUUGAACACUAAGCAGUAAGUGCAUCUUGGUGAGACGAGGGUCUCCUCCUGCCCUGUCCCUGCCACCGGUGCAUCCGCCUGCUGUGCGGUGCGUUCCCUCUGCUGCUCCUCACAGCAGAGCCCGCAGCGCUGGGCAGGUACGGACUUUCCCAAUAAAGCCCUUGGUUGAGUGAGUCCGGUAGAACUUGACAGCAUGAUCAGGUGAAUCUUUAUUUUCUUGCAGUAUUUGGCCUUUGCCACCUAGAAUUAACCAAUGAAGAGGUGGCCCAAGAGUACAGAUUUGCAGUUAAACCUGUCUUAGUGCUACAAAUCCAGUGGAUUUAUUUACUGGUAAUUUUUAAGUAAGUUAAGCAAGUUUACCGUUGCAGUGAGGUUUAGUGGAAGGGGAUGAGCUGCCUGGGGUUUAGGAGGUGUGAGUGGGAAUACAUGUGACCCAAAGUAUUGUUUUCCUUUGAGGAAUAAAAAAUAUUUGAAUUAUUUUUUUCUUCACUAUCUGGGCAUGUGGAGGUACAGCAGAUAGUUUUACAUGUUUAAUUGUUUUAAUAAUUUAUGGGCACUGUUAUCUUACGUGCUUGCUGUAAAGAAUAAAGACAUUGAAUUUCUGAAUUGUAA